This is a messenger RNA of Esox lucius (northern pike), 3805 nucleotides long. RefSeq names its product methylcrotonoyl-CoA carboxylase 2 (beta) (gene mccc2). Bases 113 to 1813 code for a protein of 566 amino acids. Lineage: Eukaryota; Metazoa; Chordata; Actinopteri; Esociformes; Esocidae. Gene Ontology annotation, cellular component: methylcrotonoyl-CoA carboxylase complex; mitochondrion. The transcript has 17 exons. The record is from RefSeq and is a predicted model, not a curated record. Gene Ontology annotation, biological process: L-leucine catabolic process. Gene Ontology annotation, molecular function: methylcrotonoyl-CoA carboxylase activity.
UUUCAUUGACCUCCACCAAAACACUUCAAUGAAGAACAACCCGUGGUUCGAGUAACAACAAAUAUAUCUGUAGGGUUGUUAGCUAGUUGUUUUGCUUGUUAGCUAAGUAAACAUGCUUCUUCAGACUGUCAGACCAUGGUGGUCGCUGAUUCGUUGCCGAGGGCUGCCAGUACCAACCAUACGACAAUACCACGGUGACAGAGUGGCUGCGGUUGGCACACAGCCGGACACACAGUCGCAUGAGUACAUGGAAAACUAUGAACGGAUGAAAUCCCUUGUUGAUGAGUUAAAAGAGAGAUCCGAAAAAAUCAAACUAGGUGGAGGAGAGAGAGCCAGAAAUCUGCACAUUUCCAGAGGAAAGCUCCUCCCCAGAGAACGCAUAGAUAGACUCCUGGAUCCAGGGUCUCCAUUCCUGGAGUUCUCCCAGUUUGCAGCCUAUGAGCUCUAUGGGAAGGAGGAAGUUCCAGCUGGAGGCAUCAUCUCAGGGAUUGGCCGAGUCUCAGGUGUGGAGUGCGUCAUCGUGGCUAACGACGCUACAGUGAAGGGGGGUACGUAUUACCCAGUCACAGUCAAGAAGCACCUGAGAGCACAGGAGAUCGCCCACCAGAACCACCUACCAUGCAUCUACCUGGUGGACUCUGGAGGAGCCAAUCUCCCCAGACAGGCUGAAGUCUUCCCAGACAGAGAACACUUUGGACGGAUCUUCUUCAACCAGGCUCGCCUCUCCUCUGACGGAAUAGCCCAGAUAGCUGUGGUGAUGGGCUCCUGCACUGCUGGUGGGGCCUACGUUCCCGCCAUGGCUGAUGAGAGCAUCAUCGUUAGGAAACAGGGAACCAUCUUCUUAGGGGGACCCCCUCUGGUGAAGGCAGCGACAGGAGAGACUGUGUCGGCUGAGGAUCUGGGAGGGGCUGACCUUCACUGCAGGAAAUCAGGUGUCACAGACCACUAUGCCCUAGACGAUAGCCACGCCCUUCACCUGGCUCGCAAGGCUGUUCGCAACCUCAACUACACAAAAAACAUCCAGGUGACCAGUGAACCUCCAGAAGCUCCUCUCUACUCAGCAGAUGAGCUGUAUGGCAUUGUAGGAGCCAACCUCAAACGCAACUUUGAUGUCAGGGAGGUGAUAGCCAGGAUUGUAGACGGCAGUAAGUUUGAUGAGUUCAAAGCCUUCUAUGGAGAUACAGUGGUGACAGGGUUCUCGAGGAUAUUUGGUUACCCGGUUGGAAUUAUUGGCAACAAUGGAGUCCUCUUCUCAGAGUCUGCUAAGAAGGCUACUCACUUCAUAGAAUUAUGCUGUCAAAGGAACAUUCCACUUAUCUUCCUACAAAACAUCACAGGUUUCAUGGUGGGCAGGGAGUAUGAGGCUGGUGGCAUUGCUAAGGACGGGGCUAAGAUGGUGACUGCAGUGGCCUGUGCCAACGUACCCAAGAUAACUGUGAUUAUUGGCGGCUCAUACGGAGCAGGAAACUAUGGCAUGUGUGGCAGAGCCUAUAGUCCUCGGUUCCUGUACAUGUGGCCUAACUCCCGUAUUUCUGUUAUGGGAGGAGAGCAAGCUGCCACUGUCCUGGCGACUAUCACAAAAGACCAGUGGGCACGAGAGGGCAAGGAGUUCACAGCAGAGCAGGAGGUGGCCAUGAAGGAGCCCAUCAUAAAACGCUUUGAAGAGGAGGGGAGCCCAUACUUCUCUAGUGCCAGGCUGUGGGAUGACGGUAUCAUUGACCCGGCUGACACACGUCUGGUGCUGGGGAUGAGUCUCAGUGCUGCUCUCAACGCCCCAACACAGAAAACACGCUUUGGUGUUUUCAGAAUGUAAAGAUCCACCAGGGGCAGAAUGUCUGUCUGAAGCCAGUACUGUUUACCCCCAGGGCACUAGGGGGAGACUCUGUCUGAAGACAGUACUGUUUGCCAUCCACUGACUGUAAUCUGUAGAAAAGAAAAAAGGUAAUGCUUCCUGUCCCCUUUAUUGUACACUUGUUUUGACCAGAGUUCUUUGGGUGCACGUGCCUUAUCCUGUAAAUUACCACUGUCUACUCGCGCCAUUCAACAUGCGCCAUUCUACGUACUGCUAACUAGUUGGUUUUCAGGCUUGCCUUUUGCAGGUGUGGUUCUGUUUCACCCUCAGAAUACAUUAUUUACCCCAUCAAACCCUCCAGCCUGCUGGCCAAGAGACUUUCUUACUCAGUAGUGUUUUAUGAUAAUGGUAAGAACAGGUUUUGAAUAUUGGCUGUGAAUGAAAGAGGGUCAUCAAUAGACACAACCCUCUUAUUUUAGGGUUAGGAAAUUAUCAAUGAAUAACACUACUAAUAAUAUUAUUAAUACUUGUUUUGGAGAGCCUUUACUCAUGGAAACAAAUGAUUUCAUUCAUUUAGAAUAUUUUCACAUUCAGUUCAACACUUUCAUUUUAGAAGAUUAUUAUAAAUAGAAAUGGAACAGGAGAACAGUAAGCAUAUUGUACAAUAAUCUGGUCUAUUGCCUGGGUUGACCUUGAUUGAACUGUACAAUGAUACUGUCAAGAAUUAUGUCAGGGGACAGGCACUAUUCAAACUGUUUGGUUUGUGCUCUACUGUUUAAUAAUUUUAUUAACCCACAUGCUACAGCCCUGACAGUGUUUAGAGGAAGCAAAUUAAGGUAAUGAAAAAUGGAAUUGAAUGGAAUUUUAAAUUAUAGACUAUAUAUCAAAUAUUGUAGUCAAUUGGGAGUACUGGUAACUAGGCCUACAGGAACUGAACUAAGGUCCACCUCCACAUCCUCUGGUUGGAAGAAGCCCCCUACAGAGAAUGAUUCCUAGGCAGAAGUAGUGUCCUAUAUAAGAUGUAGUGUGUCAUUUUCUGUAGUGUAUUCCCCAAUCUCUGGCUGCAUUGUUAGUAGUCUCUGACGACUGGUGGAACAUUGACAUCUGGUUCUGUGUAAGUAGAUCACAUUGUUAGUGGUCUGGUGACUACUGGAACAUUGACAUCUGGUUCUGUGUAAGUAGAUCACAUUGUUAGUGGUCUGGUGACUACUGGAACAUUGACAUCUGGUUCUGUGUAAGUAGAUCACAUUGUUAGUGGUCUGGUGACUACUGGAACAUUGACAUCUGGUUCUGUGUAAGUAGAUCACAUUGUUAGUGGUCUGGUGACUACUGGAACAUUGACAUCUGGUUCUGUGUAAGUAGAUCACAUUGUUAGUGGUCUGGUGACUACUGGAACAUUGACAUCUGGUUCUGUGUAAGUAGAUCACAUUGUUAGUGGUCUGGUGACUACUGGAACAUUGACAUCUGGUUCUGUGUAAGUAGAUCACUGAUAUUUUUGUUUCUUUAGUAUGUUUAACUGUACCUUUAUUCUAGAAGGACCGUAUUCUGACUUGGCAUCCAUGGAUGUAACAACAAAAACAGAUAUCAAUAUACUGUUACUGAUAUUUUUUCCUAUUUGAUAAACACUUUGACCAUUGGGAUUGACACACUGGAAUAGUGACUUAAACCGCUCUCACACAUGUAACUCAGAAUUAAACCGCAAACAUAACUCUGACUUAAACCUCUCACAUGUGUAACUGACUUAAAACUCUCAAACACGUAACUCUGACUUAAGCCGCUAGCACAUGUAACUCAGACUUUGGUGUAAAUCACUAAUCAAUGUCAACAGAUGUCUGGAAGUCAGAAUAUGCCCACAAGUGUCCUGAUUACACUCAAAAACAAAAGUGUUGACUUAUAUUUGUAUUUUUUGUCUCUUUUGUAACUUUCUACAUUGUAUAUUUUCCAGUCUUCCCUGAUUUUUUUUUCUUUUACAUUCUUGUGCUGUCAUAUUAAAUCAAAUGACCACACACAGAA